Gambusia affinis (western mosquitofish) is the source of this 1109-nucleotide messenger RNA. RefSeq lists its product as uncharacterized. NCBI's taxonomy places the organism in Eukaryota, Metazoa, Chordata, Actinopteri, Cyprinodontiformes, Poeciliidae. The transcript is spliced from 7 exons. The record is from RefSeq and is a predicted model, not a curated record. The coding region runs from base 160 to 987 and encodes 275 amino acids.
GAAGAAGAGUUUAUGUUCUCAGGAAACCUUUGGUCUCAAUGCACAAAGCUCAUACUACAACUUAACAAAAACCACAGUUAAAGGUUUCAGCUAAACCUCCCUGCAGUGAGUGUAAAACUAACCGACCUCUUCACGGACAACAAUCUCCUAUCGCAUACAAUGAUUUUCAUCUACAUGAUAAUGCCAUUUCUGGUUCCAGUGAUCUUAGCAACAGGGAUAUCAGAAUGCAACAUAACUCAAUGUGAUAAAGAAUGUCAAUGUUAUGGAGCAACUGGAGAACCUCUGAAAUUUUACCUUCCAAUUCAAACUGCAACGAUUAGGUUGAUGAAAAAUAAUGAAGUACUUUUCAAAUGUGGAAACAACACACGUAAGGAAACAACUUUGAAGCACAUUAAAUCCUCUGAAUUUGUCAUAAGUAGAGCACUGAAGUGUGAUCACAUCAUAAUGAACGACUCUGGAGUUUAUCUGCUGCAGCUACAUGAUAAUGAUGGUAAAAUCAUCAAGCAAGUGAACAUCAGUCUUCAGAUAAUAGCUCCAGUUUCACAACCUGAAAUAUUUCAGAAAUGUUUGUCACCAGAGCAGAGGACAGUCGGCUGUUCAGCAGAGGGAGACGACACACAGUUCUCCUUUUCUCUGGAUAAUAAUCCGUUACUACACACUAAACCUGCCAGUGCAAACAAUAGAAGUGUCACCAUCAGUUUAAAUGGUCAGCUGGAGGGAAACCUGGAGUGUAAAGUCCAGAACAAGGUCAGCAGUAAACAGAUCAUUGUCCAUCUUUCAAGUUGUGAAGAGGCACAUUUUCUAGCUGUGAUCGUCUUAGGAAGUGCAACCGUUCUGCUUCUUCUUUUGGUUUUGUUUCUUGGCAUCAAACUGUUUAAGCUGAAAAUAAGAAGAAGCUCCACCACUAUCACAGAAGGUGAUGCUGAGGAGGAAAUAGUUUAUUCAGAUGUCAGAGUGAAUCAGGCUGCCAGAAAGAGGGAUGGUUAGGAAGAGGAAGGAAUGGAUGUGGAACUAGAAGCUUUUCAUUUCAAGUUCAUGAAAGGAACUACACAUAAAUGAAACAUAAAUACUUGUGUAUAGAUCAAUAAUUAGACAUAUUUUACUUUCUC